Molecule: messenger RNA, 7684 nt
Organism: Lymnaea stagnalis (great pond snail)
Lineage: Eukaryota; Metazoa; Mollusca; Gastropoda; Lymnaeidae
Source: the annotation of a GenBank genome assembly
AGCAACAAGAAAGAUGGAGUCUAGUGCAGAGGUAUUUUUAAAAAGUACAUGAAAUUAAGUGAUGCUAUUGAUACAUAUAUAUUUAUUUAAAGGAAAUACGGUAUUCUUUGAUUAUUUGAAUGACUUUAAUAUCUAACUUUGUACUUUGUUAGUGUUUUUGUACUUGUUUAAUUAUGUAGGCUUUAUAGUAAGUUAGUUGUUGUUUUUUUAAUAAUUGCCUAGGCCUAGGCCUACCUAAUAAUUAAUUAAUUAAAUUUAGGCACUUAAAUACAAAAUUUAAAAAAAUUCAAAUAUUUUUUUUAAUAGCACAGUUAGUUAGAGCUAAUUUCAAAUAAAAAAAUGAAACCAGAAUCAACUUUUUAGCUUAAGUACUUUUUGAGCUAUGAAUUUUUAAAGUGUGAGUUCGUUUGGUAUUUUUUACUAUGGACGAAACCUCCACAUCUUGUGACCUCAUUCCGCUGAUCGCGUCAUGCGCAAUGACUAUAUACUUUAUAUAAGGCAACGCAUCGCCUUUGACUUAAUUUUAAUGAUGAAAGUUGCCUUAUAUUUACCAAGGAUUUUCUCAAAGCUGACUGAUUGUAAAUGAAAAAGAAAUUGAUUAAAAUGUAGGCCAAGAUGUCUACCUAAUUAUGAGGCCGAAAACGGAACUCAAAUAUAUAUCGAAAGUACUAAUUUAAUAAUAAAUAGACACACACAUCGGAAAAUUAAAAACUCGGAUUUUUUGGCGCCGAUUGCGAAAUCCCAUACACAAAAAGUAGUAGUCUCCCUUGAUUUACCGAAGUAUCUAAUUAAAUUAAUUAUAAUUGUCUGCCUUACUUAUUAUUAUUAUUAUUGGCUGGCAAAUUUAGACACUUACUAGACUAUCUUAUUAUUAUAUUUAUAUUCUUAUAUAUAUAAGAAUGAACUAAGGCAUCCAUGUAAACCUAAAAAAACUAACCAGUUUAAAUACGUUUGGAAUUUUAAAAAGAUUCUAGAGUCUAGAGGCUAUUAGGAUUUUCUAAUAUCCAAAUUUGAAAGUGGUUGAUUUUGGGUUAGAGGUGAGGCCAGCUAUGUGUUCCAAGGUAUAUAGGUCACAGAGGUUUCCUCAGGUCCAUUUCCAUCUACAGCGCCAUCCACAAUGCCGUACUAAAAAGAUUUCGAUGUUUGUAGUAUUCACAUAAUGCAAGUUAUUAUUUUCUUAUUUUAUAAUUUGUGUUAAAUUGGGGUGGGGUUCUGGGGAGGGGAUCUCCCAUUCCCUAGUCUCUAGAAAAUAAUCCCAAAUUGCCAAAUGCAAUUUUAGCAUUAGUCUCCCUUUUUUACCGAAGUUUUAACAUACAGGUAUUUUGAUUUUGAUGCGCCUCUUCUUUUCACCGGUGUUGGGUCUUGUGGUAUCAGCAAGAAUGUGUUUCUUUUUUCCUUUCUUUUAGGUAACUUGUAAGUUGAAUUUUAACACAAAUUAAUGGAAAAUUUAAAUAUACUUCAUUUUAACCACAUCGUUUAUGACACACGUAAUGCUCAAUAAAGAUCAAGGUUUUGUUAACACACACUUCGUUCGAGUCCUACAAUUAAUAUGUCUAUUUACCCUAAGUCCAGUGUUGGGAUUCCCCAAAAUGAUGUCACUGCGCUUAGGGUGAGACAACUCUUGGCAAAACCCAUACCGUCAACCCAAAAUUUACCUUGAAAGUUAAGAUAUUCUUUUGACUAUCAAUAGUUAUCAUCUCAUUAUUAUUACUAUUAUUAAUUCAUAAUCACAUUUAUCGGGAAACUACAAACAUCUUUUUUUUUUAAUGCAUUGUUAAUAUUGUGAAAUUAAAUUUAAAUGUAUUUAUACAAUAUCAAAUUAAAAUUUUCUAUUUGGUCACUGUCAAAGAAUGAACAUUUAAAAUAAUAUUUUAAGAACUUAAUAUAAACUCGCAAAUCACAAUCUUUAAAUUUCUUUGAGUUAAUAACCACAUGUGACAAAACUGAUAUUUUUCACCCUUUUAAAAAUAGAUUUAAUAAAUAUAUUUAAAAUGUAUUGAUUUUUAAAUUGUUAUUACACCUUGCCAAAUUUUGGCUUUGUAUUUUUAACAUUUAAUAAAUUUGACUGAUUUUUUCCAUUCCAAAACUUGGUCUUAUAAAAUUCAUUAGGUAAUAAAAACUUAACAUUUAAAAAUAUUUUUAUAAGAUAAUACUGUUAAAGCCAUUAAGUGCAAUGAAAAUUUAUAGCCAAAUACCAUUCACUAAUCACUCAUCCAAAUAAGAACAAACCAAAUGAAGUUGCAAUCGGUUCAUAUUUAUAUCAAUACCUCAAAACACAAUUAUGUUACAGAUUUGAAAUUUGAUAUAGAUUUUAAUGUUAAAAUAAAUAACCAUAAUCUUUCAAUAAAUGGAGAAAAUUUUAAGCAAUGUGUGGUAAAGGAGUGCGGGGACUUUAAAAUUUUAAUAAAGUUUAAGUGCAUGCAAAAAGUGUGUAAAAGUGUAUUCUAUAAAACUGUAAGUUGUGUUUUAAUUAUUUUAAAGUGUUUUAGUUGAAGGAAGGGAGUGACUGCAGUUUGUUGACAGUUCUUGCAGUAUAUCUAGAGGGAUACAAUAAAGUUGCUACGCUCCUCAUGAAAUUAAUGUACCAUCUGAAAUUACGCGAGGAAAGGGAGUAACCAUUAAAUUUAAAUAUUAAAGUUUUGUUCCAAUUUUUGCUUCUCUUGGCAAGUAAUUGAAACAACAAAUAUUUUCCUUUCCCCUCCCCAUUUUAGUAGACCUGUUUUUGCACUUUUUUUUAAUUUUUUUUUUUUUAAAAUUUAUUUUUUUAUUUUUUUUUUUUUUUUUUAUACAUAGCAGCCAUCUUUGUUGCNGGGGAGUAGUUAAAAAAAACACAGUAAGAAUAGGGGGGGAAAGUCACACAUAUAAUUACCGAUAUCUGUUCUGUUUGGAAUAUGGUAUUGAUUUAUAUUUAAUUAGUAGUAUUUACUUAUUAAAUUUUUUCAAAGAAUAAACAAAAUAAUAUGUUUAGGAAUAUGCAGACCUAUCAUAUAAUGAUUUAACACUAGCCAAAGUUUCAAAUAUUAUCCAUCAUAUAAAGGUCUUGGAAAUUGCAUUGAUAGACAGAGGAAUCAAACGGGACAAAGAUGUGGAAGAGUUAUAUUUAUCAAACAGGUAUUCUUUUGCACAAAAAUCAAUUGUGACUAUCAUACAAUCCAUCAAAUUCUAGUAAUAACACUGCUGAUGAAAUUUAUAAAUUAACUAAGUCAUGGGCAUCCACAGAAGUUUUUGUACGGGAAAAACUGUUUUUUUUAAAUUGUUGGAACAUGGUACAAUGACUAAUCAAGAAUGCUGAAGGCAUCCAUGAAUGUAACUUGAACUAACUUACGGUUUUAUUGGAUACAGUUUAUGUUUAUUUAUUUAUUCAAGUAUAAAUAUUCAUAAACACUAUUAAAAAAAGCCUUUAGUUGGUCAGCUUACAAUUACACAGUUAAUGGAUAUCCUUCUUAAUUAGUGUGUAAAAAUAUCAUGUUUAUUGGUAUCCAUACAAUCUGAACUGGUGCAGAACUGAUGAGUAGUUAUGUACAUUUUAGAAUCUUAAAAAUGUUAGUAAUAGUAUUUUGACAAAAUGUCAGCAUAAUCCAAAGGGGAGCAUUAAUUUACUUUCCCCAUAUACCCCCCCCCCCCCGAUGCCCUUGAUCUAAACUUAGGAAGCUUAUCAAACAAUAAUAUUUAUUCUGUUACAUUGAUUUGAUGGGUUUUAUUCCCCAGUGGUAAAAAUAAUUAUACUCGAUUUAUUUUUCAGAAAUCUUGUGGAAAUAGUGAACUUAAACAGAUUCAGGAAUCUGAAAAGACUGUGGUUAAAUGGAAAUAAGGUAAUAUCUACUGUACUGCCUAAAGUUGUGAUGCCCAUUCUACACACUGAAAAUGCAUUAUUUGCUGUUUGAAUAUGUCCUAAAAGCAUUUAAAUAGCAUCUGCUUAAAUCACUACAGCAGUGAUGUGCAACUCUGUUAUAGAUUUAAUGCUUUAGAAAAAUUAUUGCUCUAUUUAUCAGGCAAUGUUAUGCCCUUGCUAUUCUAAAAGAAAUAUUUCAUUGUUUCUUCAAUUAUAAUAGUUAAUAGUACCCGGUAUGCAAUAUCUCUUUUUAUGUUCUGAAAAAAAUUUUUUUUUUUUUUUUCUAUCAGUUGGAGCGAGUAAAGUGUUUUAGCACUAACUUCCACUUGAGUGAACUUUAUCUCCAUGACAACCAGCUGAGAGACAUACAUGGGUGUUUGCGACACCUGACUUGUUUGACUGUGCUAACUUUACAGAAUAAUCAGCUCACAAAGUUGGACAAUAUUAUCGAAGAAUGUGACAGAAUGAAAUCACUUAGUGUUCUCAGUGAGCUAUCAAUUUAUUUUGACAUUCUGUAACUAUCCAUAACUUUUUAUUUUUUUUUAAUUUGGAAAAAAUCAUGCAAUAAAUACAACUUUUAUAUUUAAGAAUUACCUCUAAUAUUUCAAUUCAUAUUUUUAUUUUUCUCUCAUCAGACCUUUUCAAUAACCCUGUAGCUCAAGAGCCUGGUUAUAGACUGUUUGUAAUUCACUGCUGUCCUUCUUUAACUCUUUUGGACAGAGCAGGUUAGGCUUUGAAUAUUUUUUCAUAGUUUUUUUAAAAAUUAGGUCUAUGAGAAUAUUUUAAUUAAUGUCAAAUGGUCAUUUAAUUUUUUAAAUAUAUUUGUUAACUCUAUCAAAUAGUCUUUGUCGAAAACUUUCAGAGGUUACUAAGGCUGAACAAGUCAUGUCCUUUCAAAUCUACAAACAGUUUGAAAAUCAAGUUAAAGAUAGAAUUGCCUUUGGUAGAAAAUCAGAGGGGCCACCAUCUCUUUACUAUGGCUGGAGACCAAAACAAUCAUCUUCUUCUUUUAGGCCAGGUAUUUUUUAAAUUUAAGACUUAGCAUUUGUAAUGUGCCAUUAUAUCACCAAUUUCAGUUAACAAAAUUCAAAAAUCUUAUUUUGGUUUCAUAUACCGGUAUUUAACAAAAUAUUUAUUAAAAUUACCAUAUAUCCUUGCAUAUAGGUUGCACUUUUUACUAAAAAAUUCAUAAAAAUCAAGGGUGUGACCUAUCCGCUUGAAAUCCAUUUGCUUAUUAAGUGUGGAGAAGUCUUUUAUACCAAAGUUGGAGAAUCGUUUUCUGCCAUUUUUAGAUACUUUUUAACAUUUUUAUUAUUAUUAAAGAUCAAGUAGUUUAUGACGAUUGGUUUUCAGUUGUCAUUUUUUUUACGGAAACAUUUUUGUGAUUUUUACUGAAAUUGAAGUAUUUAGGUCCAAGUAAUUCCCUAAAAUAAAGGUACAAUCUAUUUUUUGUGGGUCAACAGCAAAUACCCACUUUGACUACCAUAAACUAAGGAUGCGACCUUUUGCUGAGUAUAUACUGUAGUUGUUUUUUCAUACAGGUACUGUAAUAUGCAUGAGAAAAUUUUCACAAUAAUUUUAAUAUAUUAUCUUUCUUUUGCUUGCUGAUUUUAGUCACAGCAGUUGUCGGUACCAACAAUCUAAGAAGCAAGUAAGAUUACUUUUUAUUUACCAAUUGUUAAUCUUUUGCACUGCCGGGUUCUGUUUAAAAGAAAGAAAAGAAAGAAAUAUUGUAAAGCCAUUAUGUGCUCUAAUGGGAGGUGUUGUGAUAGGUCAGAAAGAAAAGACUGAAAUAAGGAAAGCUUAUUCAAUAGUAAUUGUUGCAGAAAUAUUGUUUAUUUUGAAUACCUCCUCACUUUGUGCCAAAGAGUUCAUCGUUUGCCUCUGACUAAGUAAAUCGUUGUCUUUGAAAGUCUUUUCAAUUAUUUUUAAGCUUUCAUUGUCCCAGGCCUAAAGUAAUGUCUGUGUAAAAUUGAUGUUAAGUGGUUCAAAGAAUGAGAGAAGAGAAAGGCAAUGGAAUGAAAUAUGAUAAAUUGUCAGUGGCUCUAAGUGGUUAGAAAAAUAUGGGAUACAAUGAAAGGUCUUGGUGGUGAAAUAAAACUGGGCCAUAAUUGUAGAACUUUCUGAAUGGCUCAAGUUGUUAGGAGAGAACUGAAGAUUUCUUUUGAAUGGCUCAAUUGAUGUUGUCGGCUUUUAAAAAUAUAAUUGUCAUCAUUCAAGUGAAUGAGUUCCAAGUUUUACUCUAGCUCACAACUUUAAAUUUAUUUGUAAAAUUUGAUUGUGUGUCUAUGUCCAGAAGCCUACUGUAAAUAGUCAUUUUGUGUGUAUGGGACACACAGUGAUGACAGUUAUCUAAAUACUAAAUCAGCUGUCAACUCUCACUGCCACUUCCAUACGAAUGAAAGUUCAAUUGUACACACUAUUCACUUUAUUUCCAAGAAACACAAUAAAUUAUCCUUGGAACAAUAAUAAUAAUAAUAUCCACAACAUCACUGGUUAAGCAUCUCCAAAAAAUAUGUAUACAAUUUCACUUAUUAGGAAUUGAUUAACACAAAAUAUGUAUGUCCUAUUUCUUCAAUAUGUCCACUUUCAUCACCUUACUUCUAUGUCAUUAAAAUAUUCUCACCAAUCAAAUAAGUCUCUAACUUCAUGCUUUUCUCAGAUAUUCCUCCGCUCAGUCCUGUGAGAUAAUAUCAUGAGUGUCAUGGACAAAAGCAUAUGUUACAGUUACCUAAGAGUGCCGUUGUAUAAUUGUGAAUAGGUGUGUCAUAGCUUGAUUUGUUUUAAGUUUUUAUCUCUGUACAACCAAUUUUGCAUUGCUUACCAUGCGAUUAAAAUUACUUUAUCUUUUUUUUUUCUUCAUAAAGUCAAACAUCAGAGAGUCCAGAUGAUGCAGUAAAUACUCGACUUCUAAAAAAAUCUUUAACCAUAUAUAGCACCUUUGAUUGGAGCAAAGUUCCUAGGUUAGAGGAAAGAAGAAAAAUGGAGGUUCCUUUAAGGUCUGCUCAUAUUUUAACCUAUGUAUAUAGGUGAAUCUACUCUCAGCAGGACAUUGUGGACAAACUUGCCAAGAACAGACCAAAAAGUUGAAAGUGUUUGAGCAACAGAAAAAGGGAUAUUUCAUCAAUUAUUUUAUAUCAUACAGUUAAUAUAAUAAUCAUAAAUUGUAACUGAGUUGACUGUCCAUUACAUACUGUCUUGUAGUGUAAUAAUAAACUGUUGAUGUUAUUUUGGUGUAAAACCUUAUAUCCCUAAUUAGUGAAAGUGCAAAUAAUCAUUAGCUAUAUGGCUUACAACUUAUUAAAUUGCUUAAGUUAUGGUUUAUGAACUUCUUAAACACAUUAUAAUACAAUACUUAAAUCACUCUUUAAUUUAUAAGAAAGUUUUGUUAUCAUGUUAUUUUUUCCUCAUGUGCGUCGAGCUUUAUUGCUUUGGGGUAUUACUUUAUUAUUAUUACUAUAUUUACUGGAUGUACAAGUCAUCAAAUGCAACAGACUUUAUUUGAAAACAAAAAACAUCUGGUUGAAUCACACAGAAUCAGUGGAAGAAGAUGGAAAUAGACAAUGAUGACCUGUUUUGAUAAGACAUCCUUAAAUUUCAUUGAUUGAAAUAUCGAUAUUGUUAUUUUUAGGUUUUCUUCUUUUUAUUUCAAAAGUCUUACAGCUGUCCACCAAUGUCGGCUAUUUGAACGUUUAAAAAUGUAGCUGAUAGAAAGCAAAAUGUUCCGAGUUAUUUUCAUCUUUACUUCAUUAAAUAGCAAAGAAUCUGUAAGAUCACCAAAAUUGUAUUUUUAAACAUGCCACAUUCAAUAAACAAACUGCAAUAUUUAAUUAAUAAAAUUUUAUUACAUCC